This is a messenger RNA of Syngnathus acus (greater pipefish), 2259 nucleotides long. Its product is annotated as cell cycle control protein 50A-like. Gene Ontology annotation, biological process: phospholipid translocation. The coding region runs from base 221 to 1333 and encodes 370 amino acids. The transcript has 7 exons. Gene Ontology annotation, cellular component: endoplasmic reticulum; Golgi apparatus; plasma membrane. NCBI's taxonomy places the organism in Eukaryota, Metazoa, Chordata, Actinopteri, Syngnathiformes, Syngnathidae. The record is from RefSeq and is a predicted model, not a curated record.
UACGCGUCAAAGCCUAUCGGCUUUGCUACUUCCUGUUUCUUGGUGUAAGAUGGAACUCUUACAACCAAAAGAACCGAUGCAAUUCUGAGCAACUGUUUAGAUUUCUAAUCGGGAUUUUUUAGGUUACCUUAAAAUUACGUGUCUUGUUUUUCUUGUGGAUCAGAACGGUGAGUGAGCGGCUGUCCACAACAGUAUUAUUUACUCAGAGCGGAUUGCAACCAUGAUGGCGUCGAGCUACAACGCUAAGGAAGAGGACGGCCAUCACUCAGGGCCCUCUAAUCAUGGUGGCGCUGGGGCAGUUAAAAGCAAGAAACCGGACAAUACUGCAUUUAAACAACAAAGACUACCUGCUUGGCAGCCCAUCUUGACAGCUGGAACUGUACUCCCCGCUUUCUUCGUCAUCGGUCUCAUCUUCAUCCCCAUUGGCAUCGGCCUGUAUGUUACGUCAAACAACAUCAAGGAGUUUGAGAUUGAUUACACCGGUGUGGACGUGUCAAGCCCAUGCUAUAACUGUGCAAAAAACUACAGCUGGGACAAUCCGGCACCUUGCUUUUGCUCUGUGAAUUUCACUUUGGAGCAGCCAUUUGAGAGCAACGUCUUUAUGUACUAUGGCUUAUCAAACUUCUAUCAGAAUCACAGACGCUAUGUGAAAUCCAGGGAUGACAGCCAACUGAAUGGGGAUCGUUCUGCUUUGACGAAUCCUAGCAAGGAAUGUGAGCCUUACCGUACCAGCGAAGGCCAGCCCAUUGCUCCUUGCGGGGCCAUAGCCAACAGCCUCUUCAAUGACUCUUUGGUUCUAUAUCAUAUUGAAUCCAAUGGCACCAGAAUUAGAAUCCCCCUGGUAAAGAAAGGCAUUGCUUGGUGGACAGACAAGCAUGUGAAGUUUAGGAAUCCUGGUGGGAAUCCUAAUCUUACCAAUGCUUUUCAAGGUACUAACAAGCCGGUGAACUGGAGAAAGCCAGUGUUUGAGUUGGACCCGGAUGACCGUGAUAACAACGGCUUCAUCAAUGAGGACUUCAUUGUGUGGAUGCGCACAGCCGCCUUACCCACUUUCCGCAAGCUCUACAGGAUCAUCCAGAAGAAGUCGAGCGCAACCCCAACGCUAGCUAGCGGCAGAUACACCUUGGACAUCACCUACAAUUACCCUGUCCUGAGCUUUGAAGGUCGCAAGCGAAUGAUCUUGAGCACCAUCUCCUGGAUGGGAGGGAAGAACCCAUUCCUGGGCAUCGCCUACAUCACCGUGGGCUCCAUUUGCUUCUCCCUGGGUGUGGUUCUGCUCAUCAUCCACCAUAAAUAUGACUCACGCAACAGUAGCGCAGAUAUUCAGAAUUAGAUCCCGCCUGCCGAGCGUCCAUUGUGGACUGCUUGACGGUUUUCGGCGCAAAUACACUGGUCAUCUGUAAACGUAUGUUUGUGCAAGAGCAGUCCCAUAUUGUCUGUAUCAAAAGCUGUGUUUGGAAAUAACAGAGUCUUGACUGCUUCAAGUUGGCUGCUGCGAAUGUCAUUUUGUGUUUUUAUUUUUUUAAAUGUGCUAUUUAUGUAUAUAUCAAAGUAUGUGUUGUAUCUUAGCACAGCUUUGCGAAUGGCUUAAUUAUUGAAGGGCAUGUCUAUUAUAUGUCAGCUUUUGUCCAUGUCAUGUAUGACAAAAUAUCCUGCUAAUGAAUGUACUAUUACAUUGUAUUGACCUCAUACCUCUAGGUUUAAGAUGUUGAAAAUGAGGAAAAAAAACUGUUCUCAUUUUCUAGGUUUGAGGUGUUCAAAAUGAGAAAAACCUUUUUCUGGUGCAUCAUCAAACUUGGUAAACAUUGUUAGUAAGAAGUAUGCCCUCAUCAUGACCAAUUACAAAUAAUCUCAGCUCGCUUUCCACUUUUCAUAAAUGUACAAAAACUGAAUCUGAUUAUUUAUGCAUGCAACAAACUUACACUCCAUUGUUAAAUGACUCGAGUUUUCUGUGUGGUUGAUAAAUGGUAAGGGUUGUUCUGUUAAAUUACAUUGCACAAUUAUAUCAGUGUUGACCAAAUGAUUUGCACUUAACCUUUAUUUUGUCCAAAGUUCGGCUUAGUUAGGCUCCAGCUCAUCCUGAAUAAGAUUAAAUGGUAAAAAAAAGAAUAGCGGUGCGACCUGACCUCACGCUCACACCUUUCAGAAUUUCCACCUGUUUUAGUACACUUUUGUUAAAAUGUGGAGUCUUUUGUGAAAUUGAAAUGAGUGGGCUUUUACAAGGUUAACAGAUUCCAAUUAAAGAAUUUGUCAAUGUCU